GAGGGGCAGCACGGACGAACACUCGCCGACAAAUAACGGAUACACGAUAGACCGUUGGAAGAUUCUUAGGCCGUCCCAUCAACUGUGAAAAGACCCCUCUGGCGUGUGUAUGACCAGAGGUUGGAGGGUUGAUCAGCGAGUCAAGUGAACAGUGCUGAUGAUGAAACCCAGAAUAAGUGCUCCUUGCCUCCACAGCAGCGUGUUCAACACACACACCCAUGUAAGAGAGACCUUCUGCCCCUUCUUGUGCAGCGAGCUUUAGAAGGCCAGGAUGAAAUGAGAUAAACACUGGAUGAGUGGAGGCCCCCUGCUUCAGAAUCCCUAAGCAUGGCAGGACUGCAGCUGGUGACCCCUGCCUCCUCACCCAUGGGGCCUUUCUUCGGUCUCCCAUGGCAACAAGAAGCUAUCCACGACAACAUAUACACACCAAGGAAAUAUCAGGUUGAACUUCUUGAAGCAGCUCUUGAACACAAUACUAUAGUCUGCUUAAACACAGGCUCAGGGAAGACCUUUAUUGCAGUACUUCUUAUAAAAGAGCUCUCCCAUCAAAUCCGCCAGGAGGAAGGAAAGAGGACUGUUUUCCUGGUGAACACAGCAGAGUCUGUGAUCCAGCAGGCGUCCACGGUAAGGACCCAUUCCGAUCUUCAGGUUGGGGAGUACGCCGAGAGCUCAGUGUUAUGGCCAGAGGAGAAAUGGAGCCAGGAGAUGAUGGGAAAUCAGGUGCUCGUCAUGACGUGCCACGUCUUUUUGCAUGUGCUGAGGGGUCGGGUCUUGCCACUGACAAAAAUCAACCUGGUGGUUUUUGACGAAUGUCACCUCGCAAUCACGGACCAUCCUUAUCGAGACAUAAUGAAGAAAUAUGAGGACUCUCCUAGCUUCCCGCGUGUCUUGGGGCUCACCGCUUCCAUUCUCAACGGAAAGUGUGAUCCCUCUGACCUGGAGGACAAGAUCCAGAACUUGGAGCAGAUCCUGAAAAGCAACGCGGAAACGGCCACUGAUCUCGUCGUCCUGGACAGGUACGCAUCCCAGCCUCGGGAGGUGGUGCUGGACUGUGGCCUUUAUGAAGAUAAGAGUGGCCUGUCUGAGAGGCUUCUGACUGAGCUGGACGAAGCUCUCCAGUUCCUCAAUGACUGCAACUUACCUGCACAUCGAGAGGACCGAGACCCCACUUACAUAUCUAAACAGGUUCUGAGUGACUGCCGGGCGGUCCUGACCGUGCUGGGGCCGUGGUGCGCAGACAAGGCCGCGGGCAUCAUGGUGCGCGAGCUCCAGAAGUACGUGAAGCACGAGCAGGGCGAGAUGUGCCGUAAGCUUCUCCUGCUGGCUGACACAGCCCUGCGCAAGCUGCACGCGCUGUGUGAGGAGCACUUCUCGCCCGCCUCACUGGACCUGCGGUUCGUCACGCCCAAGGUGCUCCGUCUCCUAGACAUCCUGCGCGAGUACAAGCCCUUCGAGAGGCAGCAGUUCGAGAGCGUGGAGUGGUACAACAACCGCAACCAGGACAACUACGUCUCAUGGAGCGACUCAGAGGACGAGGACGAAGACGAGGAGGUGGAGGUGAAGGAGAAACCUGAGGCCAACUUCCCGUCGCCGUUCACCAACAUCCUGUGCGGGAUCAUCUUCGUGGAGAGGCGGUACACGGCCGUGGUGCUCAACAGGCUGAUCAAGGAGGCGGGGAAGCAGGACCCAGAGCUGGCCUACAUUAGCAGCAACUUCAUCACAGGCCACAGCAUCGGCAAGAACCAGCCCCGCAACAAACAGAUGGAGGUGGAGUUCCGCAAACAGGAAGAAGUGUUAAGGAAAUUCCGAGCGCACGAAACCAACCUGCUCAUCGCUACCAGCAUCGUGGAGGAAGGGGUGGAUAUCCCGAAGUGUAAUUUGGUGGUCCGGUUCGACCUGCCAACCGAGUAUCGCUCCUAUGUGCAGUCCAAGGGCCGAGCUCGCGCCCCUGUCUCUAACUACAUCAUGCUGGCUGACAGCGAACACACGCAAAUGUUUGAAGAGGACCUCAAGACGUACAAGGCCAUCGAGAAGAUCCUCAGAAACAAGUGUUCCAAGUCGGCGGAGUGUGGCGAUGUGGAGGCGGAGCCUGUGCUGGACGACGACAACAUCCUGCCACCCUACGUGCUCCGCGCAGACGAUGGAGGUCCCCGGGUCACUAUCAACACGGCCAUCGGCCACGUCAACAGGUACUGCGCCAGGCUGCCCAGCGAUCCGUUCACCCACCUGGCACCCAAGUGCAAGACUGCUGAGCUGAAAGCGGGCGGAUACCAAUCCACACUCUUCCUCCCUAUCAACUCACCCCUCCGGGAGCCCAUAACAGGCCCACUGAUGUCGUGUGCAAGGCUCGCGGAGAAAGCUGUGGCUCUGCUGUGUUGUGAAAAACUUCACAAAAUAGGUGAAUUGGAUGACCACUUGAUGCCAGUGGGGAAAGAGACAGUGAAGUAUGAGGAAGAGCUGGAUUUGCAUGAUGAAGAGGAGACCAAUGUUCCUGGCAGACCAGGCUCCACCAAGAGGAGACAGUGCUACCCGAAAGCCAUACCAGAGUGUCUGCGGGGCAGUUAUCCUGUUCUGGAGAAGACCUACUACCUUUACGUGAUCGGGAUGGUGCUCACCACGCCGCUCCCUGAUGAGCUGAACUUCCGCAGGAGGAAGCUCUACCCUCCCGAGGACACCACCAGAUGCUUCGGCAUUCUGACAGCUAAACCAAUACCUCGGAUCCCACACUUCCCCGUGUACACGCGCUCAGGCGAGGUGACCAUCUCCAUUGAGCUGCAGAAGUAUGGCUUCACGCUGAGCUCAUCGCAGCUGGAGCUCAUCACCCGCCUGCACCAGUACAUCUUCUCCCACAUCCUCCGGCUGGAGAAGCCCGCGCUUGAGUUCAGGCCCACAGAGGCUGACUCGGCCUACUGCGUCCUACCUCUCAACGUGGUUGGAGAUUCCAGUACUUUAGAUAUGGACUUCAAGUUCAUGGAGGAGAUUGAGAAGUCCGAGGCUCGCAUCGGCAUUCCUAACACUCAGUACACCAAGCAGAACCCGUUCACGUUCCGACUGGAGGAUUACCAGGAUGCUGUCAUCAUUCCGAGGUAUCGUAAUUUCGAUCAGCCGCACCGGUUUUAUGUCGCGGACGUGUACACGGACCUCACGCCCCUCAGUAAGUUCCCCUCUCCAGAGUAUGAGACGUUUGCCGAGUACUACAAGACCAAGUACAACCUGGACCUGUCGAAUGUCAACCAGCCUCUCCUGGACGUGGACCACACAUCCUCGAGGCUGAAUCUGUUAACCCCUCGCCACCUCAACCAGAAGGGAAAAGCUCUGCCCCUCAGCAGUGCCGAGAAGAGGAAGGCCAAGUGGGAAAGUCUGCAAAACAAACAGAUUUUAGUUCCUGAGCUGUGUGCCAUUCACCCAAUCCCUGCCUCACUGUGGAGGAAGGCUGUCUGCCUUCCCAGCAUCCUCUACAGACUUCACUGCCUUCUGACGGCCGAGGAGCUGCGUGCUCAGACGGCCAUGGACGCGGGCGUGGGGGCCCAGAGCCUGCCCCCUGACUUCAGGUAUCCAAAUUUGGACUUUGGAUGGAAGAAAUCCAUCGACAGCAAGUCGUUUAUUUCAUGCAUGGAGGACGAUGAUCACCGUCAGCCUGGCACAAGCUCUGCCCCUGACCACACUGCCCAGGAAGGCCCUAGUGCCGAAGCCUCCCAGCCCCCAGGGGGAGCUCUCUCGCAUGAUAACUGCAAUGCACCAGACGAAAAGCUAGAGGCGUGUGUGCUGCCCCCGAUGGCUCCAGCCCAAGAAGGGAGUGUGCGCGCCUGUCCCACUAACCUCAGCAAUGGAGCGGGGGCCAACGGCGGCGACCAGCACGCACACGAUGUUUGCCCGCGCUCCUGGCUGGCCGCGCAGGAGGGCAACCUGCCGACACGAGCCACUACCUCAGUUCUUGUGCAGCCUCCUUCGAGCGGCGUCCACGAAUGUACCUUGGGCAGGGACUUGGACCUCCACGGUGGGCAUGUCAAGAAAGCUACCUCAGACCGUUGCCUAGCCUCCGGGGCGGCAACGACCAGCACCGCUCCACCUGUGUCUGGGUCUCUGGAGGUGUGCGGGUCUGCAGCACCGCCCUGUGACUCAGCCAAAACCCUGGGCCCGAACCCGGGCCUGAUUCUGCAGGCCUUGACCCUCUCCAACGCCAGCGACGGCUUCAACCUGGAGCGGCUGGAGAUGCUAGGCGACUCCUUCCUCAAGCAUGCCAUCACCACCUACCUGUUCUGCACGUACCCCGACGCACACGAGGGCCGACUUUCCUACAUGAGGAGUAAGAAGGUCAGUAACUGCAACCUUUACCGUCUGGGGAAGAAGAAGGGGCUGCCAAGUCGAAUGGUGGUCUCCAUCUUCGAUCCGCCCGUGAACUGGCUACCCCCCGGCUACGUGGUGAACCAGGACAAAAGCAACACUGACAAAGGCGACUCUGAGACAAAGGCAGACCUGGCGAAUGGAAAAGCCAAUGAAGAUGACUACGAUGAUGAGGAUGAGGGUCCUGACGUGGAGGAUGAAGACCUGAUGUGGAAGGAGCCCAAGGAUGAGGUGAACGUCGAGGACGACCUGGAGUAUUACCAGGAGCACAUCAAGUUCAUCGACACCAUGCUGAUUGGCUCCGGAGCCUUUGGCAAGAAGAUCUCCCUUGGCACCUUCCCAUCUACAGAGCCCAGCUGUGGUUGGAAGGCUCCGCGGCGGGCCGCGCUCGGCAGCUGUCACUUUUCCUCGGAUGGCGGCGGCAGCGGCAUCGGCGAUGAGUUCGACUACAGCUCCUGGGACGCCAUGUGCUACCUGGACCCGAGCAAGGCCGGUGAGGAGGACGACUUCGUGGUGGGCUUCUGGAAUCCGUCGGAAGAGAACUGUGGCACAGACGCCGGCAAGCAGUCCAUCUCCUACGACCUCCACACGGAGCAGUGCAUCGCCGACAAGAGCAUCGCCGACUGCGUGGAGGCCCUGCUGGGCUGCUACCUGACUAGCUGCGGAGAGCGUGCUGCCCAGAUGUUCCUCUGCUCGCUGGGCCUGAAGGUGCUGCCGGUUGAGAAGCGAGGGGCAAGGAGGGCCACAGAGGAACCGGCCGAGCCGCAGUACGGCUGGCUCCGGAUCCCCCCGCGCUGCAUGUUCGACCACCCGGACGCCGAACGCACCCUCCACCACUUGAUCUCCGGCUUCGAGAACUUCGAGAAGAAGAUCAACUACACAUUCAAGAACAAGGCCUACCUCCUUCAGGCCUUCACUCACGCCUCAUACCAUUACAACACAAUCACAGAUUGUUACCAGCGGUUGGAGUUCCUUGGUGACGCGAUUUUAGACUACCUCAUAACCAAGCACCUUUAUGAAGACCCACGCCAGCACUCUCCGGGCGUGCUCACUGACCUGCGCUCUGCGCUCGUCAACAACACCAUAUUCGCUUCCCUGGCUGUCAAGUACGACUACCACAAGUACUUCAAAGCUGUCUCACCUGAGCUGUUCCACGUGAUUGACGAUUUUGUGCAAUUUCAGCUGGAAAAGAAUGAAAUGCAAGGAAUGGACUCUGAGCUGCGCCGAUCUGAAGAAGAUGAGGAAAAAGAGGAAGAUAUCGAGGUCCCCAAAGCCAUGGGGGACAUCUUCGAAUCACUAGCCGGGGCAAUUUACAUGGACAGCAAGAUGUCACUGGAGACCGUUUGGCAAGUGUAUUAUCCAAUGAUGAGGCCGCUGAUAGAGAAGUUUUCUGCCAACGUACCGCGCUCGCCCGUGCGUGAGCUGCUGGAGAUGGAGCCAGAGACCGCGAAGUUCAGCCCUGCUGAGAGGACGUACGACGGGAAGGUGCGCGUGACGGUGGAGGUGGUGGGCAAGGGCAGUUCAAGGGCGUGGGGUCGAAGCUACCGCAUCGCCAAGUCUGCAGCGGCCCGCCGAGCCCCUGCGCAGCCUCAAAAGCCAAUCAGCCUCAGGUCCCGAACAGCUGAGCUCCACCAGACUCCAGCGGUCCCGAACAGCUGAGCUCCACCCAGACUCCAGCGGUCCCCGAACAGCUGAGCUCCACAGAUUCCAUGCCUCCUCUCCACACCAGUCCGCAUCAUGGACGGUCUUCUGUUAUUGAAGAGAAUUGCUCAUGUCAACAGAAUUUGCAAAGACUUUUUUUUAAAAUUUUUUUUCCUUUGCCUUUUUUUUUUUUUUUUUUUUUUUUUUUUUUUUUUUUUUUUUUUUUUGGCGCAGACACAAUCUUUUUAUCUUUUGUUUCCUCUGAGCUGUUCAUCACGAGAGUGCUUUAUUCAUGUAUUGCAAGUGUUAAAUGUCAGGCAUCUAUCCUCUUUCCUCUUUUAACACUUUUUAAAGACAUCUUUGGCUUUGGUGGUAGUGUGUUAAAAGUUAAAAAAAAAAAAAAAAAAAAAAAAAGCUUAGGCUUGAAACUAGUGUUAGAAUGUAUAUAAUUAAAAUGUAUACAUUUAAAUAAGGAAAAAAAAAAAAAAAAACGCUAAACUCCUCAGUCAGUGCACUAGUGCCAGUUUUGGAGCGUUUCCAAAACGCUCUGAUGGAAAAAGCUUGCAGGGAGAGAGUGAGAGAGAGUGAAAGAGAAAGACAGACCACGGAGCAAGAGCAAUGUUUUCCACGGUCUUGAAAAUGCUAUUCUUAAUCGUCAUUGCACUUAUUUCACUAGGGUCUGCUGUGUUACGAACUCAGUCGUGAAUAUUUCGCCUGAUCAGCACCAAACAUUUGGGUAUGUACCGUGUUCUAUACCUGAGAGAGAAUAUGGCCCUCCCUCAUGUCCUUAAAAGCGGAUAAUAAUUCAAACAUUCCCAGUUACUGUAAUUCAAAAGUUUUUAACAGCACUCUAGAAUGCAUGUUUGUGUAGCUGUUUUAGCCAACUGGAUAUUAUAUAAAUACUAUAAAUAGAACUACCAAUGUACACCUAUAUAAAAGAGAGAAGAUUUAAUGUUUAUUAUGAUGUAAGUUGAUAACUUGGCUUUCAGUAAUGUCUUUUGAUACCAAGAGUGAUAACAUUUUGGUGGACAGUCUCUAUGAGCAUUAGAUGUCACCAUUGACUGAUGCGUUUAGUUUUGAUAUUAUGACACACAAAAAAGUAAGACAUAUCACUUGGGAAAAUAUGCUGCAGAUUUUGUAAAAAGAAAAAAAAAUAUUGGAUACUUCUGUAAGACACAGAGCACCUUUACGUACAGUCUUUAGGACAACCCAAUAUUUUAAUAGAUGGCUUGUAGUUCAUUUACUUCACUUCACUACCAAAGUCAGUAGUGGUGCAGUGCAAAGAGGCUGCAUCUGUGAAGUCAAUCCUUCAUGAGUCACUCAUUUAAAGAUGUGGAAACCAGCCUUCGUUUCAUGUACGUGUUAUAGCUUGUCUAGCCUCUUUGUCUUCACUAUAUUAGACAUUCUUCACUCAAAUACCUCAGUUAAUCGCAUGCUUUUUUAAAUUAAUUUUUUUUUUUUUUUUGGUGCUAUGUUUAUUAAGCUUGAAUUUUUCAUCUUUUGCACUGUAACUAUAAUACCUCUUUGUUUUACCUUUGAAAUCUGUUGGGUUGUUUUAGUCAGCAGUCGUGCUGUAGAGAUCUGCUUCAUGGGUUCCCUUUUUUAUUGAUUUAAAGCUUGAAGAUUUUGAGGGUAAGCUGAGGGACGUUCUCUGCACAUAAGCUCAGUGCCUCUAUGGAACUCGGUGGGAUUCUUUUCUUUUUUUAAAAUUCAAAAUUCAGCUUAGUCUAAUUGUGUAUCUGGUUUGAAAGGAUUGCUCAACAUUUGUGGAGAUUGGAUUGUUUUUAUUCCUGAACACCUAUAAGCCAUGCCUUGUCCCGGUCACUCCUCUUCCGAGGUCUUUUGAAAUCUCAUUAGGCUGCUUGCAGUGUCUGUGAUGUCAUUUUCCUUUGUAUUUGCUGUGUUCUGUCACUUGCUUUUUAUUUUGGUUAAUGGAGAGAAGCAAGUUAUACAUAUGAGUAAUGCUUCAAUUAUAUAAUCCCAAAAAUUGAGGGCGUAGGCUGCAAAAAUCAUUUAAAUUUUUUUUCCUCUCUUUCCCUAUGUCAUCUUUGACAUGUCUUAACUACCUGACUUGAGUGAAGAGAUUUGUUAUUACUGUUGGUACCUCCUGCUCAUGCUCUUUUUGGUAUGGGCAUAUUACUGAAGUUGAAUCUCCUGGUGAUGCUACCCUCAAAAAAUACCCCCUUUGUGAUUAGUUUGGCAGUCCUGAAUAUGGCAAUGUUGAUCCAUCUCUUUGUAGAUAUUCCUGUAAUUUUGCCCGUUACUUCAUGUUCUGCUUCUCUGCCCAUUGGUGCACCUUAGAUGGGGAUCCACACUACAGUUUGCACUAGAAACCAUUCCCGUUCAUCUAAAUGAAUUUACACCUAUUUAAACAGUAUGCCCAUAAAUGGUGCCUUUUGUCUCUUUAACAUAUUGAUCUGUAACAUCUAAUAUUGUUACAAUAGCAAAUCCACUUCUACUAAUUGUAGCAAACCAAGACAUUGCUUUGUGCUGUGUAUGUUCGGGUAGGUGCCAUGUAUUCAGUGAGUAUUUUGAGUGUAGAGAAAUUUACAGCUUCCUUCAGUACUUUAUUUCAGUGGGCUAAAUAGACAGUUGUCACUCACUGCCUGGCCUGUUGUAACAAACCUUCUCAGCUCUCUGAGUGCAGUCUUUUAUCUGAGCAAGAGUUUUUUGGUGAUCCUGCAUGCCUAUCCUCAGCUCCAUCUCCGUCUUUGAUCUUGCACAGCCAUCAUUGACAUCUCUAUAGACAUUGGUGAUUGGUUAGCUUGUCAGGAAGAAGGUGCAUUUACAUACUGGUAUAUAAUAGGCAGUCGUCCCCCCCCUCCAAUCAGAGGCACCAUUUAUACAUUCUGCCUCAUUAUAGCCUUUUCCCAGUGAGAGGAAUGGCACACCUUUUCACUCUUUUUCUUCUCAUUUGAAUCUUUAGUUACACAGUUCUGUUACUCAAAGAACGUGAAGCCCCACAUGUGAUUCCACGCACUGUUUGUUUUUGUUAUUGUUUUUUGUUUUGUUUUCUUUACCUCCUGAUAACAGAAUGGAUGAUGUCACAGCUGAUGACUGAGCUACUCCCACUGCAUGAUUGAUGACCCAAGUCGUGUAAAGAAUUAUGUAAAAUAGUGUUUUAUUCUUGCUGGGAGUUUCGAUGUAAGCCCGCCAUUCACCAUUGCACAGCAUGCUGCAGACUCUUUUUCUCUCUUUUUUUGGCUGAGAAUUGUGUUCAUUUUCUUGGGGGUUUUUUUUGUUUUGUUUUGUUACAUGUAGCACAAAUCAGCAUUGCACUUGGGCGCCAUACUUUACCUCAUGUCAGAAAGAGAGAAGAAAAUGCGUGUAUAUAUGAUGCCAUUGCAUUUAAAAGAAUAACUUGUGGUUUUGGCCUUGCUGCUGUUCCACUGCUGGUAUUUUUACAAUUGUAUUUAAAAUGUGAUCGGGAAGAUACCACGUGCCUGCAGGAUGUCGUCGUGUAAGGAAUACACUGUAGAAAAGUAGUAGUUGAUCUCUACAAUCUGGGGCUAAAUGUAUGUCCUUUUGUAUACAUUCAUGUCCUGCCUUAAUGUAAUAUUUUUACAUUUAAAUUGUAAUCUGCAAACUACCAAGUCCUUUGACAGGCAUGUCGUGCAUUAUGUUUAGGUGAAAUUGUUCCCUCAUUAGUUUAUAUCUGACAUACCAUUAGGUUCAGAUCAAGUAGUGUGCGUCAGUGAAGAAAUCCCCAUACUCCAUCCCUCAUUGCUUUUCUCUCGUCUGUUGUCUUGUCAUUCUUAUUCAACUUUUUUGCAGCCCCGUAUUCCACAAAGAAGGGCUUGAGUAAGCAAUUUCCUACAUUUUGGUAUUAUGGAUUUUGGGCUUUUUAAAUGUGGUUUUUUUUUGUUUGUUUUUUUUUUUUUUUUUGUUAUCUCCUCUUUAAUUUACCUGAAAUUCAAAUGCACUCAUCAGCAGCAAGGUGGCCAAGAAAAAUGGCUCUGGAAUGUGAUGUGAACACUUUUUUUUUUUUUUUUUUUUUUUUUUUUUUUUUUUUGGCCAUGAUAUUUGGGAAUGUGGUGGUCAUGGAGAUCAGCAACGCACCAACAGAACGAGUGGAGUUUUCAAUCGGGGAGUUAUGGGCCAUCAAGAACUGCAGCGCUGUUACAAGGGACAUGAAAUGAUUCUCACUCAUACUGUAAAAGAGCUGCAGUGGUUUACGAUCUGCACCUUAUGGAUCACAAAUACCUUUAAUAGUCUUAUUUUCUUUCUUUUUUUAAAUAAUUGUAGCUAAAUGUAUCAACAAUAAAGUUAUGGUAUGGUCCAUUCAAAA
Molecule: messenger RNA, 10273 nt
Organism: Electrophorus electricus (electric eel)
Lineage: Eukaryota; Metazoa; Chordata; Actinopteri; Gymnotiformes; Gymnotidae
Source: RefSeq, a predicted model, not a curated record